GUACACCGGCUGAUACGAGCUGCAAGCGUAAAGAAGGAACUGGUGAUUGUUGAGAUGUUGCUGAAAGGUGUGUUGAUGUUGUUGCUGGUAGUCUCAUCAUCAGAAGGGACGGGAACAUACUGGAAAGCCAUCAACCAUGUAUCCAACCUAAGGAAGAUCAAUCUGGAGAAGGAAAUGUCGUUUUCUGCACUUGAAAUGUUGAAUGAGAGCUUCAACUUCAAGGCCUAUUUAGAGAAAUUUAUUGUACAAAGUUUUACAGACUCUGCAGAAAGUCUACCUGUCUCUCGGAUUUGUCUACAGCAUCUGAACGCAACACUGCGUGCAGUAACGGUGUACCAGGAGAGAUGGGCAUUGAGCAUGCUGGAUGCUAUUGGAAAGCUUCCAAAUGGCAUCUUGAAUGGCAACAUCCUGUUGAUGGGGGACUAUGAGGAGUGUGUGAACGUGACCGCCACGCUGUAUGACGGGCCCAACAGGACUCACCCCACCCACCCCUUCAAGGGACGGUACUGCACAACUGGCAUUCCUACUGGACCUCCAGUAUUUGUACCAGGAGAUGUUGGGUCCAACACCAUUCCGGUCAAUGACAUAAGGCUGGGAUUGUGUGUGCCAAGCACCUGCUGCGAAAAGGACAUUACUGCCCUCAUCAACUACACAUUGGCACUGAUACCUGGCAACUCGCGAUUACAGGCAAAUAUCACAGUUUGUCAGAAAGACAGCCUGCCAUGGGAUACUAAAGCUAUAGCUGCCAUGGUUUUCUGUGGCGUCCUGUCUGUUGUCGUUCUCCUUGGCACACUGUACGACAUGCUGGUGCUGCAUGAGCUCCAUAGGUACUGCUCUGUGUCCAAGAUCGAGGACGGGGAGGAGGUCACCAAGCUGCUGGCCGAGGGAAAUAGCGACAGUGGUGAUAGCUACGGCACUCACAACAAGACACAUGUGCAAAAUGCCACAGAACCUGGUCUAGGUGCUCGUAUACUGGUGUCAUUCUCCUUGUACACCAAUGCAUCCAAGCUGCUGAGUACACGCAGUCAGGCCGGCAACCUUGGCUGUGUCAACGGGAUCCGCUUUUUCAGCAUUUCCUGGGUUAUACUGGGACAUUCCUACGCGUUCUCGCUUUAUCAGUCAAGAAAUGUGUUUCCAUUCAUCUCAAGUCAGCUUCAGACCUGGAGUUUCAUGGCUGUUGUCAACGCAACAGUCGCCGUUGAUACUUUCUUCUUACUCAGUGGUUUGUUGGUCUCCUAUCUUGGACUGAAGCAGCUCAACAGAGUGGGUGGGGUAAGGAAUCUCAACUGGGCAAUGUUCUACUUCCACAGAUUCUGGAGGUUGACCCCAGCUUAUGGUCUCUUCAUAUUCCUGUAUGUGUCACUGACACGGUACUAUGGCAACGGUCCCUUUUGGCCCCAAGGGGGGUCAGAGUACAAAGAAUGUCAAGGCUGGUGGAUGAAUCUGCUCUACAUUAACAACUUCUUCAAGCCUGAAAAAACUUGUGUCUUAUGGAGCUGGUACCUGGCCAAUGACAUGCAGUUCUACAUGGUCAGCCCUCUCAUGCUCAUACCUCUAUACAUCUCAGGUGUAUAUGGUCUGAUGUCUUGUCUGGCAUUCCUGACCAUCUGCUUGGUGUCUACUGGGGCCAUCUCUACCAUCGAAAAUCUGCCCAUGGGUCUCAUUGAGGGCAUCAAUCUUCCUAGUGCAAAUACUCAGAAUUCAUCUGACAACGGGAAUAAUGGUAUUAGUGACUAUUUUGAUGACUACUACAUCAAACCGUACACCCGUAUUGGACCAUAUGUGAUUGGCAUGUUGCUGGGGUAUUGGCUGUACAAGACUAAUGGAAAGAAGCACAUGAAAUUGGUUGCAGUUUUACUUGGAUGGUUGCUUGCUGCAAUAUGCUGUCUGUCAGUGCUCUACGGUAACUUUACCACUAUCAGUGGCAGGCACAUGCCCUCCAAACAUGAGGUGGCCCUGUACAACUCUGUCCACUCCACUGUGUGGGCCCUGGGAGUUGCCUGGGUCAUAUACGCCUGCUGUACAGGAAAUGGAGGUUUUGUAAACAAACUGCUGUCCUGGUCUCUGUUCAUUCCGCUCAGUAGACUCACCUACCUGGUGUACCUUGUCCAUCCUGUCUUCAUGCAGAUCUACACGGAAUCACUGCGCCAGUCUAUUUACCUGACUGAGUUUGAUGUGGUCUAUAUGUUCCUGGGUCACCUUGUGUUAGCACACGCAUGUGCAUUUGUCCUCACGCUGGCAAUAGAGGCACCCUUCAUUGGGCUGGAGAAGGCCCUUCUUGGACAAGGUCGAAGGCACUGAGGUGGCAGUUGCCAGGAUAUAAUUAUAACUCAUUAGUAGAGUUUCAUGUUAAUUACCAUAAAAGCCGAAAAUGUCUUAUGUUUCACAGAGCAAGGCUUUUUAUGUCCCCCACUAUAGUAGUGGGGGACAUAUUGUUUUUGCCCUGUCUUUCUGUUGGUCCGUUGGUCUGUUGGUCUGUUUGCGCCAUUUUUAACAUUUUGCAAUAACUUUUGCUAUAUUGAAGAUAGCAACUUCAUAUUUGGCAUGCAUAUGUAUCUUAUGAAGCUGCACAUUUUGAGUGGUGAAAGGUCAAGGUCAUCCUUCAAGGUCAGAGGUCAAAUAUAUGUGGCCAAAAUCGCUCAUUUUAUGAAUACUUUUGCAAUAUUGAAGAUAGCAACUUGAUAUUUGGAAUGCAUGUGUAUCUCAUGGAGCUGCACAUUUUGAGUGGUGAAAGGUCAAGGUCAUCCUUCAAGGUCAGAGGUCAAUUAUAUGUGGCCAAAAUCGCUCAUUUUAUGAAUACUUUUGCAAUAUUGAAGAUAGCAACUUGAUAUUUGGCAUGCAUGUGCAUCUCAUGGAGCUGCUCAUUUUGAGUGGUGAAAGGUCAAGGUCAUCCUUCAAGGUCAGAGGUCAAAUAUAUGUGGCCCAAAUCGCUUAUUUUAUUAAUACUUUUGCAAUAUUGAAGAUAGCAACUUGAUAUUUGGCGUGCAUGUGUAUCUCAUGGAGCUGCACAUUUUGAG
Messenger RNA from Dreissena polymorpha, 3017 nucleotides. Its product is annotated as nose resistant to fluoxetine protein 6-like. Gene Ontology annotation, molecular function: acyltransferase activity, transferring groups other than amino-acyl groups. The transcript is spliced from 17 exons. The record is from RefSeq and is a predicted model, not a curated record. NCBI's taxonomy places the organism in Eukaryota, Metazoa, Mollusca, Bivalvia, Myida, Dreissenidae. The coding region runs from base 55 to 2301 and encodes 748 amino acids.